CAAACACUCAUCAUUGGCAAGUCUAUUGUCGGCUUGUGUUGAUCAUCUAUUUGUAUUAUAUAUUAUUAUUGGUUGGAGGAUUCUUUUAGAUAUAAUACACUCCCGGAGUUCAUCAUCUAAAUUUCAAGGAGGAGGAACAAACACAAUUAAUUUAUUCUAGUUUGAAUUUUAUAGUAGAAUUAAAUAAUAUAAUGGGGAAUUCAUCAUCAAAUCGUGAAAUUACACUAGUAGAGGAAAAGGAUGUUAUUAGAGUUGAUUUUGAAUUUCCAACUCCAAUAGUUGGCGUUGAUAUGUCUCCGAUUCUUCAUGUCAAGUAUCCUGGAACUUGUAUUAUUGAAUGGUUUCGAGAGACAGAGGAAUUAGAUGCUCCUAAACGAGCUUCAAUGUCUAUCAAUCAGAAUGAUCAUUCUAUAGACGAUUCCGAUAGUAUUUCUCUAUAUAAUGGGUUAUGUUAUGUUCCAACAAAUGAGGAUUUAACCUAUAAACUUCGUUUAAAAAUCAUCUUAUUUGACGAUGAAUAUUACUUACAGACAGGUAAAUGUUUUUGUAAGGAAAUAAUAACAAAACCUGUCAUUCAAAUGCCAUCAUCUGUUCCAAGAAGAACAUUAAUUAUGAACCCAGAUGAGAACAUUCUCGAUUAUAGAGCUAAAACUAGGUUAUUACUCACCUAUUACAAACCAGAUUUUUCAUUUUCUGUUGGAAGUUACACCCUAUCAUAUAUUAAGCAUGUUCUACAUCCUGUUACAAUACCCGAAUUGGAUUUUAUCAAAUACUCUGUGUAUAGAAGAAGAUUAAUUUAUAGAGAAAUAAUACAAUCGGAUGUGGAUGUACUAGCUUUACAAAAUAUUUCUUCAGCGGAAUAUCAUGAAUGGAAUUUGGAUUUAUCAAAGAUUGGUUACUCUAAUAUCAAUCAUAUUACAGAAAUUGAAACAGGAAAUUGCACCUUUUAUAAGCGAUCGAAGUUUAGUAGAUUCAACGACACUAAAGUAACAGAAUUGGAAUAUGACGAUUCUGUAUUCAAGACACUUGUCAGUACCCUUAUGGAGAUUGGAAACUUCACUGAGGAUCAAAUCAAUUUGCAACAAUUGAAAAGCAUUGCUUCCCUCCAUUCGGAAAGGAUGAAGAGUGGUCUGCCAUCCAUUUGUAGUCUAGUCGAAUUUGAGAUGAAAGAUAAUGCAGAAAUACUCAAAGUAUUCAAUCACGAGCUCAAUGAAGACAAAAAAAACACCAAACUUAGGCCAAAUAUUCUCUUUGACCAAGUCAGCGUUUUAUCCAUCAAUUUUUCUUUGCAUUCACUGUAUGUUAUUGAGCAAGAAAGUCUAGGUGAGGAGGUCAAUAUGAAAUUCCUCCUUCUUCAGAUAAUAUCGUUAUUCAGGAACAUACGUUCAUAUAUUGCAUCACGAGUUCAGCAACAACCCAAGUUGCGUCUAGGUAUCACCUUUUGUGGUAAUAUUGGUACAAAUACCGAAGAUACUAUCUUACACAAGUAUAUUGAAAAUCAAUUUGGUUUCACCGAUCCUUACAAGGUUAUAACAGGAGAUGAAUUUAAAUUCUUGUCCAAUUUUGAUCAUACCAAGAAGUAUAAUAGUAAUCAUAUUUGGUUUUCGAAAGAGCAUUUCCAAACCACUUCUAUUGUGUCUGGCACUGUUCAAGUUCCUCAAUUAUCAAUUGUACCUCAAGACGAUUCUGAAAAUGAGUUGGCAUUCCCUAAUGAAAAUUUUGUGUGUGAGGAACCAAUGCUAAAAUGCGAAAUUCAAUGGAUUGAUCCGUAUGAAAAACUGGAUCAAUAAUGUAAUUUGUUAUAAAUUAUUGAAAUUAUUUA
Molecule: messenger RNA, 1822 nt
Organism: Naegleria gruberi
Lineage: Eukaryota; Heterolobosea; Eutetramitea; Acrasida; Naegleriidae
Product: endonuclease
Exons: 1
Coding region: 192-1790 (532 amino acids)
Source: RefSeq, a predicted model, not a curated record